Molecule: messenger RNA, 465 nt
Organism: Trichoplusia ni (cabbage looper)
Lineage: Eukaryota; Metazoa; Arthropoda; Insecta; Lepidoptera; Noctuidae
Product: histidine triad nucleotide-binding protein 1-like
Exons: 3
Coding region: 26-412 (128 amino acids)
Biological process (GO): purine ribonucleotide catabolic process
Cellular component (GO): cytoplasm; nucleus
Molecular function (GO): hydrolase activity
Source: RefSeq, a predicted model, not a curated record
UGUGAAUGUGCUAGUUUUUCGAAACAUGGCUGGCGGUGAGGUAGAAUUAGCGCAGACAGCGGCCCCAGCUGCUGAUACGAUCUUUGGAAAAAUACUGAGGAAGGAAAUACCUGCUAAAUUUGUCUACGAAGACGAUCAGUGUGUGGCUUUUCACGAUGUCAGUCCUCAAGCCCCGACCCACAUUCUAGUGAUCCCGAGGAAGCCAAUCACGCAGCUCUCCAAGGCUGAAGAUAGUGAUGAACAACUCCUUGGGCAUUUGCUGAUAGCUGCUCGCAAGGUGGCUGCCAAGGAAGGCUUGGACAAGUCUGGAUUCCGUCUAGUUAUCAAUGACGGCAAGAAUGGAGCACAGAGUGUCUAUCACCUGCACAUCCAUAUCCUAGGAGGCCGCCAGAUGCACUGGCCUCCUGGCUAAGACUAAAUUAGAGAAAUUCUACUGUCAAAUUAAUAAAAUUGUUCUUAUUUUCA